Trichobilharzia regenti is the source of this 210-nucleotide messenger RNA. The record is from the annotation of a GenBank genome assembly. Lineage: Eukaryota; Metazoa; Platyhelminthes; Trematoda; Strigeidida; Schistosomatidae.
AUGAGGUCUUGCAUUUGGACUGCUACUCACAAUACGAUUACCUUACAUUUAGUAGUCGAACUUCAGAUUAGUCACUUACUUCGCUCCCUCUUAGCAACUAGAGACCUAAAUUCCGCACUGUUUAAUAUAAAUUGGCAAUCUAUCUAUGAACACAUGAAGCAAAAGGAUAUAAAUUCAAACGAAAGGAAGUUUUCUAGACAUCACUACUGA